UUAUCCACAAAUCCGUUUAGUGGAAACACUCCGCUGGUGGGAAAUGCGCAUAGUUUCUUUAUGCCGAUUCUAGAAAAUUCGCUUGAAAAACUGUCGCUAAUUGGAUGGAAACCUAGCUACUGAUUCAAUUGAUUAAGGAACUUGUUGGGAUGGAGAGGAGGUGAUGGAGGACUGCCUCCUUGGUUACUAAGUAACGUAACCAUACAAACACUACCUCCAACAGAUCACAAUGCGGAAGGGCUUGAACUCAAAAGCAACCAGUGGAAAGUUAGCAAUCACCUCAGUUGCUCUUCAAGACCAUAUCGCACGAAACUUGCUGCUUCAGAAUUUGUCACUGUGUGACCCUGUGAAGACAAGAUGGUGCCGAAGAGCCGCCACUGAAACACACUGCAAACGAAACCAUGGAACUGUGAAACAGAAAGGGCCCCAGCAACACGAUGGAGAGGAGAAAGAGUAUGUGCUUGACCCAGCAGCUCCACCACUGACAUUAGCCCAGAAACUGGGUUUGGUGCAGUCCCCGGCCAGAAAACUGACGGUAGAUGAAUGGAGUCAGGUCAAGUCGAGGUCUAUUCAUGAAGGGGACUCCAAGCAGCCCUGUGUGAUCUGCAGGGAGGAGUUUCGCUUACAGACUCAGGUUUUGCUCUCCUGCUCCCAUGUGUUUCACAGAGCCUGUCUGCAGGCCUUUGAGAGGUUUUCAGGCAGGAAGUGCUGUCCUAUGUGCAGGAAGGAGCAGUAUGAGACCAGAGUGAUCCACGAUGGAGCUCGCCUCUUCAAAGAGAGGUGUGCCAUCAGAAUUCAAGCGUGUUGGCGUGGCUAUGUUGUUCGGAAGUGGUACGGACAUAUGAGGAAAACAGUUCCCCCAAAAGACAAACAGCUACGACGAAAAUUCUUUGAGACAAAGUUGCAGGAGUUGAAUGACAGCUUUGUCCAAUACUGUCAUAUGGACAUAGAGGCUUUCCUGAACGAUAUCGACCAGUCGGUGUCAUCAAGCAGAAGAGUGUUCCAUCAGUUUGAGAGAGAGCACGUCUCGGAGCCGCAGGAAGAUGACUGGCAGAAAAUACAGGAAAAGGUCACCCAGAGAGAUACACAGGACUGUCCCAUCUGUCUCACCACUCUGUGCAGCGCCAGACUAGAGACGGAGGCAGGGAGGACACUCGCCCAACACCACAGCAACAGACGCACUGUGCUCCUGUCCUGCUCACACCUCUUCCACCAGCCCUGCCUGGAAGCCUUCGAAGCCUUCUGUGUGGAGGGCCGACCUACAUGUCCUCUGUGCAGGUCUCCCUACCACAAAAUACUGGUCUGACCUCAGAAUAGUUGAUAUAGAACUUCACAAUAUGAAAGAUAGUUGGAUGUAAGUAAAACGUAUACACUCCCCUACGUAUGUAUUUGGACAAUGAAGCGAAAACUUUUAAUUUGGCUCUAUAAGCCAGUAUUUUGAAUAAGAUUAAAUAUUUUUUUUGUGUAUUUAUAUACAUGUUUCACUGUUUAGAAAGUGAAGUACUUUGUGUCUAGUCCCCCCAUUUGAAGGUGUCAUAACUAUUUGCACAAAUUCACUUAGUGCAUUAAAAAUGUCAAACCUAUAUUUGGUUGCAUAUUUCUAGAACGCAAUGACAUCAAGCUUGUGACUCUACCAAACUUGUUUCAGAUUAUAUAAUGUUAUGAGUCACUGUUUCUAUUCUUAUUUACAAAAAUUCUAAACACUUCUACAUUAAUGUGGAUGCUACUAUCAUUAUGAAUGAUUCGUAAAUAAAGUUAGAUGCACAUAGUGGCUUCGCAAAGUAUUCAGAUCCCUUGACUUUCAACAUUUUGUUAGGUUACAGCCUUAUUCUAAAAUGGAUUAAAUAAAUAAUCCUCAGCAAUCUACACACAACACCCCAUAAUGA
Molecule: messenger RNA, 1886 nt
Organism: Oncorhynchus tshawytscha (Chinook salmon)
Lineage: Eukaryota; Metazoa; Chordata; Actinopteri; Salmoniformes; Salmonidae
Gene: rnf32
Product: ring finger protein 32
Exons: 7
Coding region: 230-1306 (358 amino acids)
Molecular function (GO): protein binding
Source: RefSeq, a predicted model, not a curated record